AUGCUAACCAUUGUAGCCUUUUCUGAUGUCAGCUUCUCCCAGAAGGCGGCAGAGCAGCUUAAGCCCUGGAGCAUCAACAAGGAUAAUUGGGAGGUGAGCACCGGAGUUCCUCCUUCAGCGCACAGCGAAGAGUUCUGCUUGCUGCAGCAACCAAGUGGCUAUCGGAUUUUUGGUCAACGCCUGGAAGACACAGUCCUCUAUGAAAAGAAGUUUGGGCAGCACCCGGUGCCCCUUCUUGUGGAACGAUGUGUGGAUUUCAUCCGGAAGCGUGGCCUCACCGAGGAAGGGCUCUUCCGCAUGCCUGGGCAGGCCAAUCUGGUGAAGGACCUCCAGGACUCCUUUGACUGUGGGAAGAAGCUCCAGUUUGACAGAAAUACUGAUGUCCACGCAGUAGCUUCCCUCCUGAAACUUUACCUUCGAGAGCUUCCUGAGCCUGUCAUUCCUUUUGCUAAUUAUGAAGACUUUCUCUCGUGUGGCCAGUUGCUUUCCAAGGAUAAAGGAGAGGGAAUGCAGGAACUGACAAAACAAGUGAGCUGUCUUCCACGGGCCAACUACAACCUCCUCAAAUUCAUCUGCAAAUUUCUUGAUGAAGUUCAGUCUUACGCCAGCCAUAAUAAGAUGAGCGUCCAGAAUCUUGCCACCGUGUUUGGACCAAAUAUUCUUCGGCCUCAAAUAGAAGAUCCUGUGACUCAGAUGGAAGGUACUUCACUGGUUCAGUGCUUAAUGACUAUUUUGAUAAGCGAGCAUGGAAAGAUCUUUGGUUCCACUUUGAUUCAGGACUCAGUUCAACCAGAAGCUGAUCUCCAGUGCCCACUGAGUUGUACAUACUGGAACUCACAGGGCGGCAGGACAGAAAACAGCAUUUCCAGCUGUGUUGGCUCACUUUCAACUAUAAGGCCUUCUUCAGCUAAGCCUAGCAUGCAACACUGCAACAAGAAAGGAAAAGGCCACCAGCCUGCCAGCAGCUCCAAUCACAGGAGGCAAGGUUUAUCCACUUGGAAAUGCUCCCUUUUGCAGCAAGGAGCUGGGUCAUUCUACCACCCAUUGGGGAGCUCCUUCUUGGAAAGCUCCUGCUUAUCUUUACGUGCGAACUGGCUGGUGGAUGAACCCUCGUCUGUUCAAGUCCACUGUGGCCCAUCCUUUGGAGAACAAAUUAAAGAUUCAGAUUCGUGCCAAAGGCUCUCCACCUAUGAUAACGUCCCCAUCUUUCAUCUCUCUGAUGGUGCUUGCAGUAAUGCCAGUCCCAGCUGCUCAACCUCCUCCAGUGGUCUGUCUCUUGCUGUGGAUUCUGUUACCGCCUGUGCCACCUUCAAAACAAGAGCCUGCCUAGCCUUGAACCCUCUUCUGAAGGAAAGCUCUCUGGGUGGCCCAUUGCCACACAGUGGCGUCUGUCCGCAGAGCAGCAGUUGGGAGGGGCCAGAAGCACGCUGCAGCAGAAGCAGGGAUGAACGCAAUCUGGCAGUUGCUUCCAAAGACGCUUUCCACUGCUCUGAAGCCCUGCAAGAUCUCGUUGCGGAACUGGAGGCGGAGCUAAGAAAACAAAGGUCUGAGUAUGAGACUACUUUUAAAAGAAUGGAAGAAACAAGCACAGAACUAAGGAAACUGGCGACAAGAUUAGAAGAAGAGCUAAUCAAAGAGAAAAAGAAGUAUACAGUGUUGGAAAUCAAGUUGAGGAACUCUGAGCGGGCAAGGAAAGAUGCAGAGAAAAGAAACCACCUCUUACAAGAAGAAAUGGAGCAUUUCUUCACAACACUGGGGAAUAUUACUGCAAAAAGUCAGUUCGCUAAAGUCUGAAGACGGGUGCAGGGCUGAUACCCUCUACACUCUACUUCCCAGCCAAACAAUUCCAUUUUGCUCUGGUCUGUAACACUGAUGCACAUACAAAGGUGUGAACCUACUUUGCUACAUUACUCAUGUACUAAAAUUACAGUUGUUGGUCUAAAUGGAAAAUCAGAGAUUGGUGAGGAAGAGGUGGGUGGAUUUCAUUUACAACACAAUUGCUUUGCUAGCCCAGGAUAAGGUAGUACAGUAUGCAUAGUGGCAAAGACAGAUUAUAGCUCUGGAUCAAAGCCUUCCCCAGCAUGGAAGGAUAAGAUUUAGCUGAUCUACAAAAUUAAAAUUAGUUUUGGCUUGUCUUUUUAUGCUCUCCUUCUACAGAAGGCUUUGCUAGCAUUAUUAGCAUUGCCAUUCUGUGAUAUCAACACUCGUUACAUAUUCAGGAUGGUUUUCACU
Candoia aspera is the source of this 2232-nucleotide messenger RNA. It is a transcript of the gene ARHGAP22, whose product is annotated as Rho GTPase activating protein 22. Gene Ontology annotation, biological process: signal transduction; activation of GTPase activity. The transcript is spliced from 8 exons. The record is from RefSeq and is a predicted model, not a curated record. Gene Ontology annotation, cellular component: focal adhesion. Bases 1 to 1794 code for a protein of 597 amino acids. Lineage: Eukaryota; Metazoa; Chordata; Lepidosauria; Squamata; Candoiidae. Gene Ontology annotation, molecular function: GTPase activator activity.